Messenger RNA from Onychomys torridus (southern grasshopper mouse), 5697 nucleotides. It is a transcript of the gene Washc4, whose product is annotated as WASH complex subunit 4. Lineage: Eukaryota; Metazoa; Chordata; Mammalia; Rodentia; Cricetidae. The record is from RefSeq and is a predicted model, not a curated record. The transcript is spliced from 33 exons. Gene Ontology annotation, cellular component: endosome; WASH complex. Bases 86 to 3607 code for a protein of 1173 amino acids. Gene Ontology annotation, biological process: endosomal transport; endosome organization.
GUCACGUGGCGCGACAGCGGCUAGGGUGAGGCCCGCGUCGCGGCGGUGGCUGCUCGGUACCGUGUCUGUGGGAGGCGCCGCGGCAAUGGCCGUGGACACUCUGUCGCCGGACUGGGAGUUCGACCGUGUGGACGACGGCUCGCAGAAAAUUCAUGCCGAAGUCCAACUUAAGAAUUACGGGAAAUUCCUUGAGGAGUAUACAUCUCAAUUGAGAAGAAUUGAGGACGCACUGGAUGAUUUGAUUGGAGAUGUUUGGGAUUUCAAUCUUGAUCCUAUAGCAUUAAAGCUUCUGCCAUAUGAACAAUCCUCCCUUUUGGAACUCAUAAAGACUGAAAACAAGGUCUUAAACAAAGUCAUCACUGUUUAUGCUGCACUUUGUUGUGAGAUCAAGAAAUUAAAAUAUGAGGCUGAAACUAAGUUUUACAAUGGUCUUUUGUUCUAUGGUGAAGGAGCUGCAGACUCCAGCAUGGUGGAAGGGGACUGCCAGAUUCAGAUGGGGAGAUUCGUUUCCUUCUUACAGGAGCUGUCCUGUUUUGUGACCAGGUGCUAUGAAGUGGUGAUGAACGUCAUCCAUCAGUUGGCUGCUCUGUAUAUCAGCAACAAGAUAGGACCCAAAAUUAUAGAGACAACUGGAGUUCAUUUUCAGACUAUGUAUGAGCACUUGGGAGAACUGCUAACAGUUCUGCUUACCCUGGAUGAAAUUAUUGAUAAUCAUGUGACACUGAAAGACCACUGGACCAUGUACAAAAGGUUACUGAAAUCUGUCCAUCACAACCCUUCAAAAUUUGGGAUUCAGGAAGAAAAAUUAAAGCCACUUGAAAAGUUCUUGCUGAAGCUGGAAGGGCAGUUACUUGAUGGAAUGAUAUUCCAGGCUUGUAUUGAACAGCAGUUUGAUUCUCUCAAUGGAGGAAUAUCUGUGUCGAAAAAUAGCACUUUUGCGGAAGAAUUUGUACAUAGCAUUCGCUCAAUUUUUGCAAAUGUGGAAGCCAAACUUGGUGAACCUUCUGAAAUUGACCAGAGAGACAAGUAUGUUGGAAUUUGUGGACUCUUUGUACUGCACUUUCAUAUUUUUCGAACUGUUGAUAAAAAGUUUUAUAAAUCUUUAUUGGACAUUUGUAAGAAGGUGCCAGCCAUUACUUUAACUGCCAAUAUUAUUUGGUUUCCUGAUAAUUUUCUGAUUCAUAAAAUGCCAGCAGCUGCCAAACUUCUAGACAGAAAAAGUCUUCAAGCCAUUAAAAUACACAGGGAUAUCUUCCUGCAGCAGAAAGCUCAGUCACUUACCAAAGAUGUGCAGUCUUACUACGUCUUUGUGAGCUCAUGGAUGAUGAAAAUGGAGUCUAUGUUAUCUAAAGAGCAAAGGAUGGAUAAAUUUGCUGAAGACCUCACCAGUAGAUGUAAUGUUUUUAUACAGGGCUUCUUAUAUGCUUAUAGUAUUAGCACCAUUAUUAAAACCACAAUGAAUCUCUACAUGUCCAUGCAGAAGCCUAUGACCAAAACCUCAGUGAAGGCUUUAUGCAGGCUCAUUGAACUUCUCAAGGCAAUAGAGCACAUGUUCUACAGGAGAAGCAUGGUUGUGGCUGAUUCAGUGUCACAUAUAACCCAGCACCUUCAGCAUCAAGCUCUGAACUCUAUUUCUGUGGCCAAGAAAAGAGUAAUUUCAGACAAAAAAUAUAGUGAGCAGCGUCUUGAUGUGCUGUCUGCGCUUGUCUUGGCUGAAAACGCCCUGAAUGGACCAAGCACGAAGCAACGGCGACUUGUUGUUUCUUUGGCUUUAAGCGUUGGCACACAAAUGAAAACCUUUAAAGAUGAAGAGCUCUUUCCUCUUCAAGUAGUCAUGAAAAAGCUGGAUCUCAUCAGUGAACUUAGAGAGCGAGUCCAAACACAGUGUGACUGUUGUUUUUUAUACUGGCAUCGAGCUGUCUUCCCAAUUUAUUUAGAUGAUGUAUAUGAAAAUGCUGUUGAUGCAGCUAGAUUACAUUACAUGUUCAGUGCUUUACAAGACUGUGUACCUGCCAUGAUGUGUUCAAGGCAUCUGGAGUCCUAUGAGCUCCUUCUGGAUUGCUAUGACAAAGAAAUCAUGGAAAUUUUAAAUGAGCAUUUGCUGGACAAGCUGUGCAAGGAAAUCGAGAAAGACCUGCGGCUUUCUGUGCAUACUCACCUGAAGCUGGACGACCGGAACCCCUUCCGAGUUGGCAGGAAAGACUUGGCUCUGUUUUUCUCUCUGAACCCGAUUCGGUUCUUCAGUCGUUUCAUUGACAUUCGUGCUUAUGUAACUCACUAUCUAGACAAGACCUUCUACAAUCUCACAACAGUAGCUCUUCAUGAUUGGGCCACGUACAGUGAAAUGAGAAAUUUGGCUACUCAGCGCUAUGGGUUGGUUAUGACAGAGGCACAUCUUCCCAGCCAGACUCUGGAACAGGGACUUGAUGUUCUGGAGAUUAUGAGAAACAUUCACAUAUUUGUCUCUCGAUACCUCUAUAAUCUCAAUAACCAGAUUUUUAUUGAACGGACAAGCAAUAAUAAACAUUUGAAUACUAUUAAUAUUCGACAUAUUGCUAAUUCAAUUCGAACACAUGGGACAGGGAUCAUGAAUACAACAGUUAAUUUUACCUACCAGUUUUUGAAAAAGAAGUUCUAUAUAUUUAGCCAGUUUAUGUAUGAUGAACAUAUCAAAUCCAGAUUGAUUAAAGAUAUUCGGUUUUUCAGGGAGAUCAAGGACCAAAAUGAUCACAAGUAUCCUUUUGAUAGAGCAGAAAAGUUCAAUCGUGGCAUAAGAAAACUUGGAAUCACACCAGAAGGACAAAGCUACCUUGACCAGUUUAGGCAGCUCAUCAGCCAGAUUGGUAAUGCUAUGGGCUAUAUCCGAAUGAUCAGAUCUGGUGGUCUCCAUUGCAGCAGCAAUGCCAUUAGAUUCGUGCCGGAUCUUGAAGACAUUGUGAGUUUUGAAGAGCUAGUAAAAGAAGAAGGACUUGCAGAAGAAACACUCAGAGCAGCCAGGCAUUUGGACUCAGUCCUCAGUGAUCAUACCAGAAAUUCUGCUGAAGGUACAGAAUAUUUCAAAAUGCUUGUAGAUGUUUUUGCUCCAGAAUUUCGAAGGCCAAAGAAUAUACAUCUCCGAAACUUCUAUAUCAUUGUCCCUCCUCUAACUCUCAACUUUGUAGAACAUUCUAUAAGCUGCAAAGAGAAACUGAAUAAAAAAAAUAAAACAGGAGCUGCAUUUACUGAUGAUGGUUUUGCCAUGGGUGUGGCUUAUACUUUAAAGCUUUUGGAUCAGUACCAGGAGUUUGAUUCACUUCAUUGGUUCCAGUCUGUUAGAGAAAAAUACAUAAAGGAGAUAAGAACAGUUGCUAAGCAACAGAAUGUGCAGUCAACUAGCCAAGAUGAGAAGUUGCUACAAACCAUGAACCUCACUCAGAAGCGACUGGAGGUCUAUCUACAGGAAUUUGAACUGCUUUAUUUCUCACUGAGCAGUGCAAGAAUUUUCUUCAGAGCAGACAAGACUGCAGCUGAAGAAAACCAGGAAAAAAAAGAGAAGGAAGAAGAGACUAAAACAAGCAAUGGAAAUGUACCUGAGGGCACUGUGUCUGCAGAUCCUGUUGUGAAAUGAUGGUAUGAAUCAUCAGAAUUGUCAUGAUACUUUGCCAGUGAUGUGGAUGAUACAGACUGCUUGAUAAAUGUCAUUUCCUAGGUCACAUCAUGGAAAAUUCUGUGUGGCAGUGCUCUGGAGUCAAGCCCAUUUUAUUAUAAAGCUCUAGUUUUCAAGGGCUGAGAAGCAGAUAUUAAAGUUGAAUCUUAGCCUGGAGUGUAGGCUGAAGAUGCUCCUGCAAAACUCUGACAUUAAGCUAUGGAAGGGAAAGUCCAGAUUCCCAAACCAUCGCUUCCUAUCUCCUGUACUCUGUGUGUGUGUGAUUUGUGUAUGUCUUUGAUCUAUGUUGAUCUUAAGUCAUAGGAAAGCCAGUCCAUAUACUAUCCACAGGCAGUAAAUACUCGACUUAAAAAGAGUUGAGCCUGAAAUUUAUGAAGCAUCUCCAUCAAAGACUGUGUGAGGAUGCGUUCAUUGAUGCUAGAGGUGAGUGUGCAUAGUGUGACCGUCUGUGUACAGUGUGGCUCCCUGGUGAUCCUGCCUGUGUUGUUCAGUUCCGUGUGACUCACAUGAGCUUCUGAUGUCUUUGAUGAGAUAUUUUAUAAUAGUUUACAUUGCUUUGGGAACAUUUAUCCUCCAACAGUUGCUUUAAAUUUAAGGUUUACUUAAUCUUCAAAGAAAACUCAGAUUAAGCCAUAGACUCCCACAUGAAGCUUCACUAUGUUUGAAGGCACUCUGUGAUACUGGGGGACAAAAAGAAUGAAUUAUCCUACAUCCAAACUCAGGUUUCUUCAUUACAUUCAAUUGAAAGUUUGGUGGCAGUUUAGACAGAUUUUUACUUUAAAUCCAGUAUAAUCUAAGACGUGAUUAAAUAAUAGCUGCACUAUGGCGGGCUUGUAGUAAUCUACCACUGUGAGGGUGAUUAAAUAAUAGCUGCACUAUGGCGGCUUGUAGUAACUUACCACUGUGAGGGUGAUACUAGUAAGUCACUUUCUGAUUCUAAAGAGUGAAAGAUGGUGAGUAAAUUCAGUUCCCAACAAGAUACUAGCUUUAUUUUUAUAAAGGUAUGCUAGUUGAUAGUUAAGUAAUCAUGGCCUUUUGAACAUAUAAUAAAAUGAUGCCUUUGGGAUGAAAAGGUUUAAAACUUUAAAUGUAAUACAGACAUUUUCUAGAAAUGCUUGUUUUUCUAUUGCAUUUGCCUGCUUAACCAUUUCUUUGGCUACAUCUUGCAAAUAAUCCUAACAGAAUUCUGACAUUGCUCCUUGGUUCCAGCUUUUGGAGUGGAGAUACAGGGCCCUGCCUCAACUCACUGGUUAGGCUUAGGAACUUGCGCAGCCCAAGCAAAAUACUAUGACUGUUAAGUCAGAGGAAACAGAAUAGAUUGGAAAUGUUUUUUAUUAUGUAAACAAGGCUUAGAGAAUUAUGAACAAAGGAUGGAUUAAAGGCAUAUAAUGUUUGUAAUUGAUACUAACUGUAGAGAUGGCCCUAAAGCAUGCUGCAUAAUUAAUAAUUUAUAUUUUCAUUAUUAUAAAUGUUUAUAUUAAUGAUACUGGAUUUGGUUAUAUCAGAUUAGUCAUCAUUUUAUAGGACCAGUAUGUUCUUUCGUUUUUAAAAAAAUGUUCAUUAUUCCUACACAUAGAAUUCACAUACUGACUCCCUGGACACUUAAAAUUGGGAAGAAAGUGACAGGUAAUUGCUUUACCUUUAGUUAGAAGUAAUGUCACUAUAGUCUGGAUAAACUAUAAGAAGUUCCUGUAUUUGAAAUAAAAUCUCUGAAGAGAGAAGUAUUUAAAUGGUAUUAACCUGCAGAGUUACAGGGCUUCAGUGUAUUCACGCUUGAGUUAAUGUAUACAUUGGAUGAUGGUUUUCCUUGCUAUUUUUUUAGAAAUACUGUAAUUUAAAUAUUAACAUGAGUGUUUUGUUGUAAAUUCACAGAAAACUUAAUGAUGUUCCAAUUCUCAGGAAUUAAGAACUAACCAUAACAUUGUCAGUUCUAAUUAGAUUUUGUAAAAGACAGUAAGUUUGUUAUCUCACUUGAGUGUGGAGGGGUUUCUCCUUUUCCCCCGGCUCUAAUAGAGUACAUGAUGUAUAAUAAAACAUUAAUAAGUACAGUU